Ambispora leptoticha is the source of this 405-nucleotide messenger RNA. NCBI's taxonomy places the organism in Eukaryota, Fungi, Glomeromycota, Glomeromycetes, Archaeosporales, Ambisporaceae. The record is from the annotation of a GenBank genome assembly.
AUGUCGAUAUCAUCACUUGAUUUUGACAGUCGUCGUCCCUCUGAAGAUAUUGGCGGCGGGUUUGCUAUUCGUCCGUCAUUUGCUAAAAAAUUUAAUCAACGAGUAGCGACUGACAUUAUCAACAAAAUUCUGAGCGAUCGAUUAAAGGAUGCGAUCUAUGAUAAAGACCAAGCGCCUGGUUGGGCUCAUGAAAUUGCUGAAGAGAUAAAGAAAAAGUUGUUGGAAUUGGAUCUUAAUAGGUAUAAGUACGUAGUGAAUGUGACGAUUAUGGAAAAUAAAGGAGAGGGUGCCAGGAUGCAAUGUCAAUGCUAUUGGGAUAGCGAUACUGAUAAUAUCGCGCAGGAAGUAUUUACAAAUGAAUCAUUAAUUUGUGUUGCUGUUGCUUUUGGAGUAUAUCUCUAUUGA